AUGAGUGAAGUUAGUGCUUAUGAAAAUGAGGGGCUGAAGAGCACUAGCUUGAGCCAGUUAAAGACGAGGCCAGCCCAUUUAGUGUCAGUAUUAGAGCUUCUUGCAAUGGACCUCAAGCCAGCUGACGUAACAAGAGUGGCCAGAAUAUCCAGGAUCUUUGACCGUAAGACUAGAGCUAACCACCCGCCAACUCUAAGCAUGGUGAUUGAAGCUCUGAAGGCCCAAAAUGAGAAAAAGGGCACUUCUGUCAUAGCCAUCAAGCGCUACAUCCUUGCCAAGUACCCAGCUGUUGACCCAAUAAGGCUAAAAUACCUGCUGAAGAAAGCCCUGACUAAAGGUCUUGACCAUGGCUACCUGAUCAGACCCCAGAACUCUCUGGCAUUAGGGGCAACUGGAAGGUUCAAGCUAGCAUCAGAAAAGCCCAAGCUUAAAAAAACCUCUAGGAACAUGGAUCCAGCUGGAGAAAAGGCUCCUAAAUCAGAAAAGAAGGUGGCAAGGAAACCCAAAGCCAAGGUGACUGCUGACAAAAAAGCAGGAAGUAAAGAUGCGAAGGAGGAGAAACCAAAACCUGUGAGCAAGAAACCCAAGGCAAAAUCCACUAAUGCCCAGCCCAAAGCUCCUGCUAAGCUGAAGACACCCAGUGAUGCUCAAAACAUUGUGAAAGGUGACAAGAAACAAAGUACAAAACAGGCACCUCAAGCCAGGGUGGUUGGGACCAAGAAAGCCACCUCCAAAGGGAAGCCCGCCUCAGAAGCAGAUGGUGCCUCCAAAGCAGAGGCAGAGCAUGGAGACAAGAUCAGCACUUCCAAAGCCAAGGGGGCAGCUCCUGGGGCCCCGGGGGCUACAAAAGCAAAGGUGGCUAAAGGUGGAAAUGGGCCGGCCAAAGCAAAGGCCGCUGGUGGGACAAAGAAAACCGCUGCCAAAGGGAAGCCUGAGGCAAAGGGCCCUGUGAAAGGCAAGGGGAAGAAACCUGAAGCAGACACAGGCUCUCUGCUCAGCAAAGAGAAGGAUGCAGGAGAAGGUAAAGCCUCUAAAACCGGCAGCAAGCUUAGCAAGAAAACCAACUAGGGCUUCCCUGCACUGAAGGGACAACUGCUUUGGGUGGGGGAUGGGGCACGUGUGCAAAAUGGCUGUCCCCAGCCUGAGGAACAUGGCAGCUCUGUCUCCCAGUUCCAGAUGGGGCCCAAACAAUGUUUUUAAACUAUGCUGAAGUGUGCUCCAGUCACUGCUGUUAACAUCUCUUUUAAUCUCUGGUGAACUAAGCU
Messenger RNA from Trachemys scripta elegans, 1265 nucleotides. Its product is annotated as protein B4. The coding region runs from base 1 to 1068 and encodes 355 amino acids. Gene Ontology annotation, molecular function: DNA binding. NCBI's taxonomy places the organism in Eukaryota, Metazoa, Chordata, Testudines, Emydidae. The transcript is spliced from 6 exons. Gene Ontology annotation, biological process: nucleosome assembly. Gene Ontology annotation, cellular component: nucleosome. The record is from RefSeq and is a predicted model, not a curated record.